GCUGCUUAUUAUGAUGAUUAUUUUAUUUUUGUUGUUGUUAAAGUUAUUAUGACAGGAUUCUGAAAUGCAUGCGUGAAUAAGAUUUCCCCUGGUGCCUAAAUGAGAACAAUGGCACCAAGGCAGCGCUUCUUGAUGAGGCCCACAGCAAGACCCCUUUCCCCAUCCAUGCCUGCAGCAUGUGCUGGUGUUGUGUCUAGUUUCUGGGCAGCCACAGCCGAGUCAGAAUAGCUCAUCCACCCAGGUUUCAGGAACACGAGCAAUAUCGGCAUUCUCAUUCUCAAUCAAGUCAUGAAUGGCUCAAAAAUUAUGUUUCAAUUUUCUCCAUGAGCCAGAUUGCAACAAUGAUUAUCACGAACGAUCUCAAGCAACUUUGGCCAAGGAAUUUUGUGAAAUGGCAUACCGGUAAUUCAAUUGAUGCCGAGCUGAAGUCUUGGAAACACCUAAGGCUUUGUUAGCUGGACUGGACUGCAGCAAUUAAGACCUCUGUUUUACCAAGAUUCCCAUUUUUGUUUCGAACCCUUCCUGUAACUAUUCCCUCAAAUAUCUUUGUUAAAUGGCAACUGCUGCUUAAUGGAUUCAUCACUUAGGGAAAGUGUGGUCAUGUGACCAAUAAAACCCUAUGUAGACCUUGGAUGAGGGAAGGACUGAGAAUGCCUGAUCUGAAGUACUAUCAUGAGGCUUUUCAUCAAAAGCAGCUAAUUAAAAUAGUCAAGGAGACCCAAUGAAUUAAUUUCCUCUAGUCCUUCAAUAAGUGCGCUGCUGUUUCUUAGUAUAUCUAGACCUAUAUUGAGGGAUUUAUCUCAUCUUUUUUUGAAGAGAGCAUUGAUAAUGUGGAGGAAGUAUAGAGGUUCUCUGGUCCAGGGCACCUCUCUCCUCUUUCCAUAUUGGGUUCAUCCAGCCUUCAGACAGGAAGAGGUAUGAGCAAUUCCUUGUGGAAAGAUAUACAGUCUAUAUAGACUGUAUGACAUCUAGCAUGCACUCAGCACGUGUCUGAAGCUGAGUAUGCAUGACAUUAGUCAAAAUCCAUCCUUAUUCAGUGGCUUCUUGGGAAAUAUUCCUGUGGAAGACCUGGUUAAAAGGAGGUGCAUGUCGUUUCAUGCUCUGCAAGCACAGGUGAUCGAUUCAGUAAACAGGAGCUCGGAAAGGGGAAAAUUAAUCUGGUAAUGGGCAUCCAGUGAUUACAUUCCCUUUCUGAUCAAAUGUGUACAUGGGCUCAGGUUAAUGUAAUGUGCUCUGUGGGAAGCUACCCUUGAGGGUGGUUUGAAAAUUAGCGCUGCAGUAUGUGAAGGCCAUGGUGCUGAUGUUGGGCACUUGGCCGCACUCAAAAGCUGUGGGGCUCCCAACCUGCAACGCAUGUCACUAAAACGAAAGCAUUAAAAAAAUAAUAAUCUUACAGCAUUGUAUUAUAUUGUCCAGUAGCACCUUAGAGACCAACUACGUUUGUUCUUGGUAUAAGCUUUCAUGUGCAUGCAACUUCUAUUAUAUUGUAUUUGUUUCUCCCAAAACAAAACAAAACCCAAGCAAGCCAGAUAGGAAAGCUUAAACUCUUGAUUCUGUAAGGAAGCAAUUUGAGGGGGGGAUGGGUCCUCUCUCCCUGUUUGUUUGUUUGUUUGUUUGUUUGUUUUUAUUAAAGAAAGCAGAAACAGAAAAAGAAGCAUGUGCUCCACUGAGCCUAAACUAGCUAAAAAAGAAGAUGAAAUAAAUACCAAAGUGAGCCAAUAGAUAAUGGGCAAAACAGUAGCUUGCAACUUUUGCAUUUUUUUAAAAAAAAAUAACACAAAGGACUUGUGCAAAAACAGUCUUGUAGAAGACCUCUGUGUUAAAAACAUUCUUUAAGGGUUGUUCAUAUAUAUUGCAGUUACACUCCCCAGAGAUCUUUUGGGCAUGCCUUCAGUGAGCAUCAGUCAGUGUCAACAGGCAAAUUAGAAUCAUUUGAGUUGCUGGCAACAGAAUGGCUAGAUUGUAUUUAGGGGAGCAGCACACAGAAGUAAGGUGUGUGGUGAUAAAAGCCAUCCGCCUAGACAUCACCACAUACAUGACAAAAAAAUUAGAAGCGAGAGAUUUAAUAAACUUGAAAGAAAAAAAGAACAAAAUAUUCAUCUUGCUGGAACGUAGUAACCUUUAACAUCUUCAACAAGUAGUUAUGAACUUUUAUGACCUCCGCUUGUUACAAAAUCAAACUGUUUACUUGUGAUGAAUCAUCUUCUAUAACUGUAGUAACGUAAGAUUUUGUUAAUGUAAAUAACUCAACUGGAAUUCUUCUGAUUAGAUAUAAAGACUUUAUGUCCUGGUGGCUAUAGGUUCAGCAGAGGCAACAUGUUAAACAUUUACGUUAUGAGUUCAGGGCUCCUUGAUUCCAUGAUAGGAGGGAUGAAUUCAAUGUCUCAACCAGCUGCUGCUGGCCUUGCCUUUUUGUUCUGUUUGUGGCAUUGUGCUGGAAAUGGGAAGCUGUUGGUGAUGCCACUGGAUGGAAGUCACUGGCCAAAUAAGCAAGUGGUGGUAGAGGAGCUUGAGCAAAAAGAACAUUUGUGGUUGUGGUUGUAAUGCUAGAAAGCACUUUGGUCAUGCAGAAAGAUAUAUUCUGAGCAUUUUACUGUAAGAACAUUCUGGGACAUGCUUACAUGGAAGUAAGUGUAACUUAUACUUGCACCCAGGAGCAGCUGGAUGAAUUUUACUGUGCAAUAGGUGAGAAUGUUUUAAAUAAUUCUCACUUCUGGAGAAGGUUGUUCAAGAAUAUAAAAAUGUAUUUCAGAAUAUUUCCAUGUUUGCUUCUACUUGUAUGACAGAGAGCUAGCAGAUCAAUUUUGAUGCCAUAUCUUAAGAUGCUAUGCUCCUUGUGCUGAAUAUCUUUCCUUGAUCAUAGUCUACUUCUUGCAUAGACUUCCAUAUGGUUUGAAUUUUGAAGCAGCCCAGAAUCCAAGCCCCCUACCUUAUAUCUCAAGAGCAUAUACAACUUAUUCAGAUCAUAUGACAUUUUCUGAGCAUGCGGCAAACAUUUUAAUGACGGUGUUAAAUUCUUUAUUUUGCACUUCCGGAAGUCUGUUCAUAAACUGAAGCGUUCAUAAACUGAAGCGAACUUUCCCAUUGAAAAUAAUGGAAAGUGGAUUAAUCCAUUCCAGAUGGGUCCGCGGAGUACUCAACCUGAAGCGUACUUAACCUGAAGCGAACUUUCCCAUUGAAAGUAAUGGAAAGUGGAUCAAUCCGUUCCAGACGGGUCCGCGGAGUACUCAACCUGAAGCGUACUUAACCCGAAGCAUGGGUGUAAUUGGUUCCGGAAGUCUGUUCAUAAACUGAAGUGUUCAUAAACUGAAGCGAACUUUCCCAUUGAAAGUAAUGGAAAGUGAAUUAAUCCGUUCCAGAUGGGUCCGUGUCGUUCGUAAACCGAAAAUUCGUAAACCGAGGUGUUCAUAAACCGAGGUUCCACUGUAUCCAAGGUUUGGAACACUUUCUCAUGAAAUUACUAUAUAUUUGCAAUUUUACAGGACCUCCGUCACCUGCAUUAUGCUAUGAUUUGUGCCUUGAUUAGUGUUAUUAAGGAGGUAGCAACUCUCCUCAAUAUGUUGGGAUCCUUGACAAACUGAUUUGCUUUUGUUUCUACUCCACUGAUGCUAAACACGUUUAUCUGGAGCUCAGCACUAAAGGAUAGUGAGUGAUACCCAAUGCUGAAGCUUCACCGGUGCAAUGGACUUUGUGCAGGCAGUGGAUCUCUAUCCUUUCCUAUUCCCUUCCUGCCCACCCCACCCCCAAAAUUCCCCUCAAAAUCAACUCCAGGUGGUUGGAAGUCCCUCCGUAGCAUAUUUUGGAGAUGGAUGUGGGAAGCAGAGGAAACAGAAGUCCCAUUGCACUCAUUGCACGAAGCAAACAGAGGGAGAAUUGAAUAGAGGGUACAUCUCAAUAUAUAUUAAAAAUAAAAAUAUUAAAAUGAAUGUCUGUUACCAUAUGCUACACUGGCUUGCUGCCAUUUGACUAAGAAAAUGGUUUCUUUAAGUAACAAGAGAGGAUGGUGCAGCAAUUGGCAUCAGCUACUCCUAUCUGUUGCUGCAUCUGCAAUCUGCCUCGCUCUGGGUGGUGACGGGGGCAGGCUGUAUAAUACCUUGAAUUUCUCUAUGAGGAAACUCACAAUAAUGAAUAUAAGUCACACUGCUACCUGUAAUGCUUGAGAUCAGAAAUAAGAUAUUCCAGCUCCACUUGUCCCCUCUUUUACAUUGAAAUAUGCACAAGAGAUGAUGUUUUCUUUAAUAUUGUUAACGGCCACCCCAAUCCCUGCUGAGCCGUGCACAGGAUCCCAGGGGUCUUGGCCCUAAAUGAGGGUCUGUGCUCCUUUGGGGAAUUGAAGAGGCACUGCAGGCUACCGUAGCUUUAAGAAAUAUGGUCUAUUUACACCUACAGUCUGCCUGGAGGGAGUCCAGAUCUUACAGUAUGGUCGUGUCAAGAGAGGCUUGUUCCCCACAGCAGUGCAGCCCUGGAGUCCAAGGACUCUCUCCCAGCCUCCCUUCAGCCAGCCUGCCCAAAUGGUUCUGUCCUUUGUUCUCAGCUAUCCCAAGCCUUGUGCCAAAGGCCCCAAACUCUUCUGUGACAUCACAUCCAGCAUAGGCACCAACUUCUAGGGGCCAAGACAGUUUUGGCUCCCUGAAUAUAUAUAUAGAGGGGGCAGCCCCCCUCAAUAUUCAGAUGAUGUUGCACAUGGGACAUCAGCACAUUGCCCCCCAUCCUCUGCAGAGGCUGUCUCCUUUGACCUCCAGUUACCCUGGCAGCCUUCCAACCCCCCCUCCCCAUAUCUGUUCACACCUCAGGCAGGGAGAAGGAAUCUUGCCUUGUCAAUGCCCCUGUGUUGUUUCUUAAUGGCCCUACAUUGCCAGGUUAUUUUGCAUAGGCUAGCCCAGGAAUACUUCUGCAGCUUGUAUUUUCCCUUCAUAUCCCAAAUAAUCAGAAUUCUACCAUUUAUUAAUUUCUCGGGUUUAGGAAGGUCCCCUUUCUAGCACCAAUAAAAGUGAUGUUCCAUAGGAAGCUCACAAAAAAAGAGCACAGUAUAUGACAUUAUGGUAACUAUACUGCCUGACCUCCACGAGCUACAGGAUAAAACUAGAAACUUAUGCUGAAUCAUCUGCACGCAAAUAUUGCUACUGAAGGGAUUUGUUUCGUUAAUGUACAACAUGAACUGAUUUGGCCCUAUUCUUAUCUAUUUGGUAAGUUUGAACGUACAAACUUUAGCCCCGAUCAUAAGGUCAGUGGAGGACAUUUAUUAAACAUUUACAGUACCUGAUGCUUGGAAUCAGUGAUGCUGUGCGCUACAUCUCAGGAACAUUUGCUUUUGUGCAUUAGGUAUACAGUAUAUAACAAAGUCAUGGCUUCUUGUUACCAUGACAGGAACGAUGAAUUCAAGAUCUCAACGAGCCACUGGCCUUGCCUUUUUGUUCUGUGUUGCUUGUUCUAGUUAACAUUUUAAAAUCCGAGGGUUCAAGAGGCACACCACAUAAUUGUGCUAAAUCACCUUCUACAACUCUUGCGGCUGAAGAGUUUUCUUUUUUGUUGUUAAUGUACGACAUGAACUUGGUUGGCCCUGUUCUUAUCCAUUCAAUAUUAUUUCAUACACAGCCUUUGCUCCUGAUAAAAGUGGAGUCAGUGGAGGGCACACAUUAAACAUUUACUUGAUGCUUAGUAUGAGUGAUUACACCAAUGUUAUAUUUGCAACAUCUGCUUUCAUAUAUUAGGCACAAAGAGUGUAAGGAAGUCAGGACUCCUUGAUACCACGAUGGCAGGGCUGAAUUCAACGUCUCAGCUGGUUGCUGGACUUGCCUUUUGGUUCUCUUUGUGGCAUUGUGCCAAAAGUGGGAAACUGUUGGUAAUGCCACAAGAUGGAAGUCACUGGCUGAGCAUGCAAGUGGUAGUUGAGACGCUUGCGCAAAAAGGUCACGAGGUUGUGGUUGUGAUGCCAGAAAACACUUUGGUCAUGCGAACGUCUUCUGAGCAUUUUACUAUAAGAACGCAUUCCGUGCCUUACACCCAGGAGCAGUUGGAUGAAUUUUACAGGGCAAUAGGUGAGAAUAUUUUUAAUAAUCCUCACCUCCUGGAGAAGGUUGUUCAAAUCUAUAGAAAUGUAUCUGAUAGUGUUUCCAUGUUUGUUUCUGCUUGUCGGCAUCUUUUAUACGACAGAGAACUCAUCCAAUUCCUCCAGCAGAGCAACUUUGAUGCUGUGUUUUCAGAUCCUGUGCUGCCUUGCGCUCCAAUCCUUGCUGAAUAUCUUUCCUUGCCUACAGUCUACUUCUUGCGUGGACUUCCAUGUCAUUUGGACUUCCAAGCUGCUCAGUGUCCAAGCCCCGUUUCUUACAUCCCAGAGGGUUUUACAACUUACUCAGAUCAUAUGACAUUUACUGAGCGUGUGAAGAAUGUUUUAAUGACUCGUUUCAAUUCUUUAGUUUGCUACUUACUUUAUGGAAAAUAUGAACAGCUUGCUACUGAGUUUCUGCAGAGGAAGAUUACAGCCUUGGAACUUUAUAGUAAAACUUCCCUUUGGUUGCUGAGGUAUGACUUUGCAUUUGAUUACCCAAGACCUGUGAUGCCCAACAUGGUCUUUAUUGGAGGGAUCAAUUGUGCCCAGAAGAAGCCAUUAUCCAAGGAAUUUGAAGCCAUGGUAAACAGUUCUGGCGAACAUGGCAUUGUGGUGUUUUCCUUGGGUUCAAUGGUUUCUGAAAUUCCAAUGAAAAAAGCUAUGGAAAUAGCUGAAGCGUUUGGAACAAUACCUCAGACGGUACUAUGGAGAUAUACAGGAGAAACACCCCCAAAUCUUGCAAAGAACACAAAGCUUGUGAAGUGGCUACCACAAAAUGAUCUGCUUGCUCAUCCAAAAGCCAGAGCCUUUAUCACUCAUGCUGGCUCCCAUGGGGUCUAUGAGGGGAUCUGCAAUGCAGUACCAAUGGUGUUGAUGCCACUUUUUGGAGAUCAAAUGGACAAUGCAAAGCGGAUGGAAUCUCGAGGAGCAGGAGUGACUCUGAAUGUAGUUGAAAUGACUUCCAAGGAUUUAUCUGAGGCACUGAAGGCUGUUAUUUAUGAUAAAAAGUAUAAAGAGAACAUCCAGCGUCUCUCAGCUCUCCACCUGGACAGGCCCAUUGAACCUCUUGAUCUUGCGGUGCAUUGGGUGGAGUUUGUGAUGAAGCACAAGGGGGCUCCCCACUUGAGGCCAGCAGCACAUGACCUCAACUGGAUCCAGUAUCACUCUAUUGACGUCAUGGCCUUCCUCCUGGCUGUUGUACUCCUUGCCCUAUUUAUCUCACUGAAGUGCUGCCUGUUUUGCUGCAGAAAGUGUUUUUGUAAAAGUGGAAGGAUGAGCAAGAAAAGCAAAUCAAAAUCACAUUGAAAUGGGGUGGGGCAUGUAAGAUGAAGAGGAAGAGAAGAAAUUGGGUCCUGCUCUUGAUGUCCUCCAGAGGUUUUGGUCUACAACUCCUAUCAGACCUACCGUAGCUAGCAUGGUCAGAGAUGACAAGAGCUGUGGUACAAAAUAUCUGGAGGGCACUAUGUUGUCUACCGCUGUUGUAAAGCAUCCUUCCUCAAUCUCAGUUCCAAUUUGCAGGCGCUCUUAAAAACACAUACAUGAUGAUUUGCAAGGUCACUUCCAUGCCUAUAUAUGCAUUCAAACUAUUUUAGUCAAUGAACAAGCAAUUUGAUAGCCAAGGGACCUGUGAACUUCCGUACAGAUCCCACAGUUCUGUAGUCAAUUGAUCUGUUGGGGAAUCAAUUGUUUGCAUAACUUAUCUUGAACUGAUGGGUCGGGACCCACAAAUGGGGUCAGUGGUGCCACCAGUGUUUUGGAGGGAGGGUUGUUUUAACAGGAAGAGAGAGAUGGGAAACACAAUGAAAAUGUUCAGAUAGCAGAGGAAGAUAGCUGGGCUACCUUUAACAAUUGAGUAAGAGAGCGGGUUCUGGCAAGUGGAGCUCAUUGCACAGGGUUGAUAAAAGCUGCUCAUGAGAAUGCCGCCUUCCAUAGGAACCCCCUGCCCCCUCCUUUCCAUCUAGUCAUCCUGGAAAGAGAAGAACAAAGUAUGGCCUUAUAAUGCCAACUACUGGUAGCUGUACCCUGCCAUGCGUUGCUGUGGCUCAUCCCUAUUACUGCCCCCACCCUGUCCCAACCCAUGACCUAUCCCGCCCCCUCCUCCCCCACCCCCCACCCAGGCCUCCUCUCGGCCUAGUCUGUAAAGCCAAGGCGAGGUGUUUUGGAGAGGGAAGCUUUUCUAGGUGCAUUACCAGUGUAGCCACCACUAGAGGGCGCUGUUUUGCAACCUGCUUCUUUUCCCAGCAUGCCCGGCAGGGUCUGCUGCCUGAGUUUUGAGGUCCACAAAACGGGGUUUUACCUUGCACUGGUGUGACAUAUGUCUACGCAAACGGUAUAUGGUUUCUCGCAUAUUCGCAUGUGACGUUGUGUCCAAAUUUGAACGCAAUCGGUCAAGUGGUUUUGGUGAAAGCUGGAGACACACCCACGUGCCCUUUUUACAUUUACAGUAUAUAUAUAGAUAGCUAUAAGGAGGAGGAGGAGGACAGGAUGGGCAUAUGCAAUAAAAUUUAAAAUUUAAAGUGGAGCCUGCUUUGCUGGUGGACCUGAAAAGGUUGGCUAUUAAUGGUAUCCAUGAGCCAUUCCCAUGAUAGUUGAGUGGGUUACUGGUGUCUAAAGUCACUUUCAAAACCUAAAUGCCUUCACAGAUGACCCUCUCCCUUUGAAAUGGCAGCACAGCUGUGUUUGUUGGCUACAAGUGUUAAUUAGAACAUUAGAACAAACUCCUGUUUCCCCUCCGACUUCAGAAAUGUUGUUGUGACAGCAUCUCCUGUAAUAUUAAGAAGACAGUGAACAUCCUUGUGAGCACCUUACUAAUGCUGCUGGUUUGGUUGUCUAUAAGGGGCCCUUUUCAGAAACAUCCUGUACAUAGAAACAUAAGGCCAGUGGUCCAUUUAACCAAGCAUCCUGUUUUCAUGGUAGUCACUUUGGAUACCCGUGGGAAACAGGCAAGCCAGGACCCAAGCACAAGAGCCCUCUCCCCUCCUGUGGGUUUCAGCAUCUGGUAUUCAGAAUUAAGACAGCUUCCACCUGUGGAGACGGAGCAUGGCCAUUAUGGCUAGUAGCCAUUGGGAGUCUCCUCCUCCUCCAUGAACAUGUUUGAUCCUCUUCCAGGUUGGUGGCCAUCACUGCCUCUUGGGGGAGGGAAUUCCAUAGUUUAACUAUGACCUGUGUGAAUAAGUACUUUAUUCUGAAUCCUCCAAUAUUUGGCUUCGUUAGGUGUCCAUUAUGUCUAGUCUUAUGAGACAGAGACAGAGAGAUAUUCAGAAACAUGGAACAAUAAUUUUGUGAGAUUUUUGCAUUGCAGGAGGUUAGAUUACACUUGGGGUCCCUUCCAACUCUAAGAGUCUAUGAUGUUUAGUUGGAAUCUCCUUUAUUGUGUCCUGAAGCCAUUGGUUUGAGUCCUACCCUCUGGAUCAGGAGAAAACAAGCUUGCUCCAUCUUCCAUGUGACAGCUCUUGAUAUUUGAAGAUGGCUUUCAUAUCUCCUCUCAGUCUCCUCUUUACUAAGCCGAACAUACCCAGCGCCUUCAACCGUUCCUCAUAAGGCUUGGUUUCCAUACCCUUGAUCAUCUUGGUUGCCCUCCUCUGCACAUGUUCCAGCUUGUCAAUACCCUCCUUAAAUUGUGGCACAGGUGUGAUCUGACCAGGGCAGAAUAGAGUGGUACUCUUACUUCCCUUGAUCAGUCUCCUAACUGUAUUUAACAUACCUUUAAAGUAAGAGUUUCUCCCCCAUUUGGAAUCACUGUGCCCUGCUAAUUAAUUAAACUCUGCUGAUCUCUGUGACUGCUGUUCUGCAAAUAAAUCUCAAAUAAUAUUGUGUAGUUCUUCUUUUUCGAUGGGCCAGUGCAGCGCUUAAAUAGUGGUCCAUCUGACUCUUUGAUUGGCAUGCCCUCAGCCCAAUUGCACCCUGUCAGAUGGACCACCCAAUAGGGUGUUGUGGCUACUCCAAUUGAGCGAGAUGAGCGCCGCAACCCCAGAGUUGGUCAUGACUGGACCUAAUGGUCAGGGAUCCCUUUACCUUUACCUUUAAUUGGUCAUCCUAGAAGUAUAUCUAUCUAGAAGUAUAUCUCGGAGUAUAAGAAGAAUGAAUGGCACCAGUCACACCACUAAUUUCUUCUUACCUGAAACAGAUACUGCCUCACUUUGCCAGGCCUUUUGUUUGGUUUUGGUUUUUUGCAGAGAACAUUCCAGUUUCCUUAAAGCAAAUACUGUAGUUGUCACUUGAUUUCUUUUCCCUCUCAUCCCUGCCAGACUCUCUGGUCAACAUUUUGUUUCCUGGCAACAGCUGUAAAGGUACAUUAUUGGCCGAGGGAGCCGGCGUACAGCUUCCGAGUCAUGUGGCCAGCAUGACUAAGCCCUAGGCUCUGUGGUUUAACCCACAGCGCCACCCGCGUCCCAUGGUAACAGCUGAGACACAGAUAAACAUCUGACACAAUGCUGGCAUUGCAGCAGCAGCAGCUUCUAGUUCCAAGGCAACAGAAGUCCCUGAUAUCCGGUCUUGAGAAGAAUAUGAAGGAGAAAGAAGAUAAAUAUUCCUGUCUUCCCACCCGCAGAUUUCAUCCAAAAGUGAUAUAUUAGCAACCUUCAACUCCGAUGCGAUUCAUAGAUCUUAUCUGCUUGAUUUGAAGUAUUUGUCAGGAAGGUCUCUGCAACCUAGCAAUGAAUUUGCAAAUGUUAUACUCAACUGAAAAUUAAAAAAAAAUGUGAGUGGGAAAGAUACAUUUGCUCCAAACAUUCCUUACAACUGUAUUCAGCCAAUUUCAUAGAUGCACAUUAUAUGAAUUGGAGGGGGGCGAGUAAAGAUAAUUGGUCCUAAUAAAUCAAUCUUGGCAUUUCAUUUGAAGUCUUUCCCUAAGAAUUUAUAACCUGCAUUUUUCACACCCGCCCUCUGUCUCACUGACAUCUGUCUUGUGCAGUGCUGGUUUGCGAGUCAGCAGAGGUAUUUAAAUAUCACUUUUCUCUUUUUCUAGGUCACAGUGUGCUUUCUUAGAUCUAAACCAGACCUGCCACAGAUGUCAGUCGGCUUCUGCAUAGUAGCUUUUAUCUUUGUGAAGGCAAGAGGCUCUCUGGUUCUCAUGUGCUGGUCAGGGCCUGUGGACUUUGUCAAAAUAUUGAUAUGCUACAUCUUUUCCUAGAACACAGCACUGGUGAAGGAAGGAAGGGGUAGAAAACUGGUUCAGAGCAAGUUGGAAAUAGUUAUAAGUUUUGGAUUUGGGAAUUGGCAAAACAACCUUGGGCACCUCUGGAGAUAUUUUGUACUUAGAUCAAAGCAUAUGCUAUGUACACCUCUUGACUUCCAUCCAGUUCCAGCAUUCCUCAGGAGAUAGGAACAUUUCUGGCAUUCUUUUGAAACCGGCAACGAGUAUGCCAUUCUUCAUGUCCCCUUAGCAGAAUUUACUCUUUAUGUAGAUAGAAAAUAGAGUGUUGCACAUAGCCUUAAACUCUCGUAAAGAUAUAAAAUUUGGCUGUUUUUCUGUGUGCACAAAGUAGCACCUUUCUACACGUUGGUCUCACCAGGGCUGGCCCACCCAUGAGGCAGACUGAAGCACCCUCCUGGAGUGGCAGAAUCCCACGGUCACCCUGCCUGGCUUGGCCACCCCUGAGCUGCAUGGUGGUUUCUGCCAAGAUCUUGUGAGCUCCGUGGAAUCUACUGCAGUGGUGCAACCACAAUAAGCAAUGUUUGGGCAGGUGUGUGUGUGUGUGUGUGCCUGUGAUGGCGAACCAGAAUGGGCCACCCUGGGUAUCAUGAUGGUGAAAACCUUAGAUACAUUUUAUCUGUGUUGGAACCAUACAUCCUUGAUUCUUCCUUUAUCCAUUUUUUAUUAAUACUCCUGAAGGCUGACAUUCGGUCCCCAAACUUACCUGACCAGAUUUGGCAGUGGAACAUGAGAGGAAAUAGUAAACUCAGGACAUCUCCUUCUCCAUGGCGUAAUCAGGGUGUACUCUUGGAGAAACACCUAGGAUUGGGAUGACUUGCCUUGAUCCAGACCACCCAACCUCCCCAAACAACAGCAACAACUACUUGUUUAUAUGCUGCCCAUUUCACUGGGCUAUCCCAGCCACAAAAAAAUAAUCUAGCCUCCCUGCAAACAAAUCAGGAUGGAUGCUCAAUAAACAGGUUGUCUGGAAAUGCCCUAGGUUGAGAGUGGUUGGGAUAAUCAAUAAUGCCAACGUUCUCCAGAUUCCCACCAUAUUUUAUGCUUACAGGUCUGAAAUGCAACACAGAGAGCCCCAACCUUCUUAAGGGAGAUGUUUGAAUUGAGGAGCAGAAGGCUACAAGAGGGGCUCUUCCAAUGGUCUCCUUCUGUGUCUACCUGCAAACCCAAUUUUCUCUAUUCUAUCACAUGCUAGAAUAACCUCAGCAGGGUGAGAAUGAUGUGUGUUGGCAUAUCUCUGCCUCCAUUGGGAGGCCCAUAGUCACUAUUCCUGGACCCAGCAGGCAGCAGGGAGGGCCAGCAGAACUGAGCUGGCUGAGUGGGAACUUCAGGAGCUGCCAGGUAGGAUGUCACUGAGGAGGCUUUCACUAUCUGAACGCGCAGACUGGGGGCUCUUGGUGAUACCAAAUCAGCUCCGUUGCUCUGUUGUAGUUGACCUUCCACACAUUUUAUAUUCUGUCCACACUGGUGACUGUGGCAUAUCACUCUUGCUGAGUUGGCAGGAAAUACCCAAUUAUGAACAUGCCAAUUUAAAAAUCCAUUUUAGAUCAAUUUUUUAAAGCUCAAUAAUUUACCGUAUUUUUCGCACCUGACCAAAAUACGCACCUAAUUUUUUAGAGAAGGAAAGGGGGAAAGCCCUGGGUUUUUUUGGGAUCAGCUCAAAGUUGUACAGCUUCUUUUGCAAAUGGGGAAAGCCCCAUUUAUUGAGCAUCAGCUCACAGUUGUGCAGUUUUUUUGCAAAGGGGGAAAGUUCCAUUUUUGAGGAUCAGCUCAAAGUUGUUGAGCUUGCCUUGCAAAGGGAAAAAAAUCCUGUUUUUAUGGGGUUCAACUCACAGUUCUGCAGGUUCUUUAGGAAAGGAAAGGGAGCAAUUUCUAGUUUUCAGACAGAUAAUCUAAUCAGCCAGUCACAUGUCAGCUGGGGAAACACAACAAUGGAGGCCUGGGCAAGGGGGCGGGCCGGGAAGGGAGCUAGGGUCUCUUAUCUCCCUCCCUGAACUCUUGCAAUCAGCUGCUGAGUGGGUUCCUUUAAACACCCUCCUUCCCUCUUGUUAUCCUUUAGCUCUUUCUAAAAAAAACAAAAUAAGCACAUCAGCUUUUCACCCCUGGGCAAUUCGGCUCCAGGGACCACACAUUCAGCCUUGCACUGAAACCCCUUUUGAAUUGCAGAAAUACACACACUUUUGUGCAAAUUAAAGACUGAUUAAAAAACCAUGCUGCUAAAAUGGCACCAAAAAAAUGUAAUAGUGUAUGUGUGCAAAAAUAAAUACAUAGCCACAGGUAAAUUAGUUUAUCAUGUAGAUAAAGGUAAAG
Molecule: messenger RNA, 13511 nt
Organism: Zootoca vivipara (common lizard)
Lineage: Eukaryota; Metazoa; Chordata; Lepidosauria; Squamata; Lacertidae
Source: RefSeq, a predicted model, not a curated record